CUAUGUUGGGCUGACAGCCUUAUUUGCUCCUCUAUAUUGAUUCAACUCUACCAAAAUGUCUAUCAUGCUUAUUUUGACUUAUGCAGAUAGAUUGAGGUAUUGAUUCUGUGAUAUGCGAGGUCUAUUAUACUUUUAUACGGACUUCAAUCGACGACGAAUGCGUGACGAUCCUCAGUAGUCAUGGCUUCAGGCGGCGAGUCUACCGGGGCGAAGAGCAGAAAGUAUUUUGACGAUCGUCAGGUUUCUGAAGAGCAAGGCAAAGAAUACGGCCCGUCUGAGUUUGGCAAUUUUCAGCAAUAUUAUCGAAACAAGAAAAUAAAAUUGCAAAACCACGAUGAGAUCUUGAAAAAUUCUGGGCCUUCGGAUGAAUCUCAAAAGGACCACCCUCAGAUAUUCAAGGGGUGCUGUAUCUAUGUUAACGGAUAUACAAACCCAAGCAUCACAGAGUUACAUAGGAUCAUUGUUCUACAUGGUGGAAAGUUUAGUCAAUAUCUUGACUCCAAAACCGAAGUAACGCACAUCAUAGCCUCGUCUUUGACACCCAAAAAACUAGUAGAGCUCAGGACGUCUCGAGUUGUCAGUCCCGCUUGGAUUGUUGACAGUGUCAAUCAAGGCAGGCUGUUACCUUGGCAUGAUUUUCGAAUCGGAAUACCUCGUACAAGUCAGAAAUUUCUGGAGACCAGGAAAUGCGACUCUGCCACUACAGUUCCUCCCAGCGAAAGGGCACCCUUGGUCACUGAUUCGCGGCAAUCUGCGAAAACUGCAGCUGAUCCAGGAUUUUUGGAGAAUUACUACAGUCGUUCUCGUUUACACCAUCUUAGCUCAUGGAAGGCUGAACUGCGCAGCAAAUAUCAAACUCUGAUACUCAAUCAUGAGCAACAAGAAUCUCGGACGGAUAGCAAAAGUAGCAUAUCUCCCAGCGAGAGAGACGAGCCAACGCAAAGAGUCAUAUUUCACGUUGACUUUGACUGUUUUUUUGCAUCGGUCGCGUUGAGGUCUAAUCCGGAACUUCAGGGCAUGCCCGUGUGUGUUGGAAAUGGAGGGUCGCAAAAUGCCGAGAUAGCUAGCUGCAACUAUAUUGCCCGAAAACAAGGUGUCAAGAACGGAAUGUGGAUGCAGCAAGCAAAGCGCUUGUGCCCCGAUAUCGUGUGUAUGCCUUACCAGUUCGAGGAAUAUGAGGUUGCUUCCAAUCAUUUGUAUUCUGUCCUGUUGGAAAGCGGCGCCGAUAAGAUUGAAGCCGUAUCGAUUGAUGAAGCACUUCUCGACAUGACAACUGCCUGUACAUCUGAGGGAGCCACGGAUAUAGCCGAUCGAGCUUUGUUAUUGAGCCAGGGUAUCAGAAAUCGCGUUUACGAAUUAUCCAAGUGCACAGUUAGCAUCGGUGUUGGAACAAAUAUCCUUCAGGCUAAAAUUGCUACCAAAUUGGCAAAGCCUAACGGACAGUACUUCAUUAAUGAGACUGAGGCUCUCGAAGUUAUCAGCAAAUUGAGAAUAUCUGAACUUCCAGGACUUGGCCCAUCUAUGGAGUCGGCCAUUCAGAGAAAAAGCCCUUCUAUAAGAACAGUGAGUGACGCUAGAUCUCUGGGCAAGGCCAGACUCCAACAACUUUUGGGGGAGAAAAAUGGCGAGAAGCUUCUGAACUACUCGCGAGGUAUCGACGAUCGGGUUGUUGGAAGCAUUUCUGAGCGAAAGAGUGUCAGUGUGGAAGUCAAUUGGGGAGUUAGAUUCUCAUCUAUCAAACAGGUUGAGGAAUUCAUCAAGUCUCUCAGUCAGGAGUUGUAUCGGCGCCUGGUGAAAUUGGGAUCAAGAGGGGAAGCCCUUACAUUAAAGAUUCAAGUCCGUGCUCCAAACGCUCCUGUUGAUCCACCAAAGUUUCUUGGCUGCGGGGAGUGUAUUUCAAUUAGCCGGAGUACGUCUUUAUCGGGUGCAUCAAUUGACAUAGAUAAGAUUGUCCAUGCCGCUCUACCACUUCUCAGGAAGAUGACUAUGGUCGUCAGUGAUAUAAGAGGUAUGGGUCUUCAAAUUACAAAGCUAGCACCCUUCAACGACGAUCGGAAAAGUACCCCCAAGGAGCAGAUGUCUUUGGAUAUAUUUGCUGGACAGGAAGAUUCUUCCAAGCGGAAUUCAUUGGUGUCUAGGGAUAUGAAAUUUGAAAAUGGGUUUGAUUUGGAAUACGAAGAUAUCGACAAUGACGAACUUCUGUCGCGUCCGGAUGCUGCUAAUGAAUCUGAUACGGAUGCUCCCGAUCCCGACAUCGUUGUAGCUACUGAUAGCAAUGAUGAUACUGUUUAUUUGAAGAUGCUUCUUGAAGCCUGGCUGAACGAUACCGCAGGAUAUCAGUAUGGGCCUCAUGACGAUGAUGUCAAGGUUUUCCAGGACUACUUGAGUUACCUCGUUUUACAAAAGAAAAACGUAUGCAAAGCGCACGAUUUGAUUGAUUGGCUGCGAUUUUGUCUUGGUUCAAGGAUGCAGAACGAUGAAAUGAUGGACAAAGCUUAUUAUGUCGAAGAGAGUCUAUACAGAUGGCUAGAUGUUGUCUGCUCUUAUGAGAAAGAUAUAUUCGCCAUGACUGGCUUUCGUUGAAUCUGGUGUGGAAUUGAUAGCAGUAUUAGAAACAAUAUAGCAAUCAUUUACUACGAGGUAUUUCCUUGGCAAUCAAGUCAAACGGCAAUGUUCGCCCAAAACUUCAUAAAACUAGCCACUUUAAUAGACUUGAACCCCAAUUGUCACAAUAUAUUUCAUUGGCUAACUCAACAGGCAGUUUCCUGCACUGAUCCUCCGAGAGCUGUAUAUUUUCUGUAUCUUCUCUUGCAGACUAUGGUACGGAACUCUACUGGA
This is a messenger RNA of Myxozyma melibiosi, 2838 nucleotides long. RefSeq lists its product as uncharacterized. Gene Ontology annotation, molecular function: damaged DNA binding; deoxycytidyl transferase activity; DNA-directed DNA polymerase activity. Gene Ontology annotation, biological process: error-prone translesion synthesis; error-free translesion synthesis. NCBI's taxonomy places the organism in Eukaryota, Fungi, Ascomycota, Lipomycetes, Lipomycetales, Lipomycetaceae. The coding region runs from base 181 to 2583 and encodes 800 amino acids. Gene Ontology annotation, cellular component: nucleus. The transcript is spliced from 4 exons. The record is from RefSeq and is a predicted model, not a curated record.